Molecule: messenger RNA, 1919 nt
Organism: Synchiropus splendidus (mandarinfish)
Lineage: Eukaryota; Metazoa; Chordata; Actinopteri; Syngnathiformes; Callionymidae
Gene: ubl3a
Product: ubiquitin-like 3a
Exons: 5
Coding region: 545-898 (117 amino acids)
Molecular function (GO): protein binding
Source: RefSeq, a predicted model, not a curated record
ACAGAUGACAGCUGAAGGUGUAGAAGCAGCGUCCGAGAAUUGGACGAGAGCCGCUCUUCAACUGCGUUUUUAACAGAUUGUCGCUCGAUUUUGGCGUCGCGUCACCUCUCAAACCGGACAGGAGACUGUUUUGACCCCACCGGAAGACGCUUCCGAUUCACCUUGUGGAUAUUUCCCUGCUUUUUACGGCGAAGGAGACGAGCGACGGAUGGACUAGCAGUUCGGGCUGAUUUUUUUUUCUGCAUAUGGCGCAAAGAGCUUUACAAAAGCAGGAUACAGUUCAUGUUCGGAGGGUCGCAGGAGGCCCUCGGGUCCAUUAACAAAACCAACAUUGGCGAAUUGGACCGGUUAACGUGGAAAAGCAGCGAGGAGGAAAUGGUUGUGCAAUAAAAGAGGAAGGAGCUGUUGGAGCACGUCCCGACGACCUCAGACCGAGGCGAGAGAUCCAUCUCAGACCUUCACCUCCACCGGAGUCAGCCUCGGCAGAAACACAGGAGACCGGAAUAUUGGUGCCGUUCCCUGCUGUCUUUGGAGAACCGCGACGAUGACGGGCAGCACCCCAGCAGACAUGAUCAACCUCAGGCUCAUUUUAGUCAGCGGGAAGACGAAAGAAUUCCUCUUCUCUCCCAACGACUCUGCAGCCGACAUCGCCAAACAUGUUUAUGACAACUGGCCAAUGGACUGGGAGGAAGAACAGGUCAGCAGUCCCAACAUCCUGCGGCUGAUCUACCAGGGACGCUUCCUACACGGCAAUGUAACACUAGGAGCUCUGAAGCUGCCGCUGGGGAAGACCACAGUGAUGCAUCUAGUUGCCAGAGAGACCUUGCCCGAGCCAAACUCCCAAGGCCAGCGGAACAGAGAGAAGACCGGCGAGAGCAACUGCUGUGUGAUUCUGUAAAACUCCCCGCUGCCGACCCGCGACCCGCUCAUCAUUCUCGCCCUCUUGAGUCCAGGACGUCUGGCGCCGCCCCGUCCUGGAGCCGCCCCGUGCUCCAAACACACACUCUGUUUGCUACACUCAUGUUUUGGAGCAGAAAUUGACCAGCUGAUUCUUUUGUGUUCAUUGAUUUGUCGUCAUGAAAUUAGAGGAAGAUAAUGCAUGUGCCGCUUUUCUCGGUUUCUUUGUGCGCAACGCCUUCUGCCACACACACACACACACACACACACACACACACAAGCGGGCGCCGGCCUCUGGUCCGGGCUGGUCGUCACAGCGAUGUGGCGGCUGGGUUUGUGCGUCUGUGAGGCCUUGUUGAUGCCCUAGUGUGCGCCAGGAUUUGAACCACUAACUGUCAGACUCCAACACAACUGCAACACUGUUCACACGCACACACUUGCUAAUACGGUGCACGAUGACUUUGUGUUGUCUUCUGAGCGGCGCAACACAAAACACUGAGAGCAGACGUUGUGGCGCACCUUUGUUUGACCUUUGUGACUGUGUUUUGACAGUCCAGUGUUUAGCCCCGCCCCCUCAGCCUUCCCAGAGUGGAGGUCAGGAGCCGCUAGCUGUGUGUUGUGAAGGAUCCAAACAGGGAAUUUAGCUGUCUUGACUCUCGAUAUUUGCACAAAGGACGCUCCAACAGCAGAUGCGUAGAAAAGUUUUCUCCUCUUCAGAGUAGUUCCGACCUCAGCUGUAGAAUAUAUUUAACACGACUCUCGUACACGAUAUUUCGCUGAUAUCUUGGUGUGAAGUCUGGUUGUGUCGCUCUUGUACUGGACCAGCGCCUCCCCAGUCCUCCAUCACCAGUUCUACUAUCUCCUCUACUGCUUCAUUCAGCUUGCUCUCAUGAUUUCAUGUCAUCAUUUGUGUCUUUCUUUUGCUUUCAAUACUUGCUUUGUAACAGCUCUAGGUCUUAAAAGUAGUGUUUAUAUUGAUCAGGGUGGAAAUCUGUACAGAAAUAAACAUUUUGGACUGUAAA